GUUCGCAUGAAAACUUGAAAUCUUCCUUGCUUGGCGGGAGGAACGACGGAGCGACAGCUGUCCUUCACUUUAGAUCCCCAGGCAGUGGUAGACAUGGACGUAACAAACGACGUGCACUCUAACAGUGUUCUAAGAGGCCUGAACGAACAGAGGGGGCGGGCAGAGCUGACUGACGUGGUUCUGGAGGUGGAAGGGAGAAGUUUCCCCUGCCAUCGUGCCGUCCUGGCCUCGUGCAGUCCCUACUUCCGUACCAUGUUCACCAGCGGCUAUGCAGAGGCCAAACAGGAGAGAAUCAGCAUCCAGGAUGUGAGCGGGGUAGCCAUGGCAACCAUUCUGGACUACGCCUACACCGGCCGCCUUCAGACAGAGCCAGACCAGGUCCAGGCUGUGAUGUCUGCUGCCAGACUGCUGCAGGUGGAUUUUGUAGGUCGUAAGACAGCAGAGUACAUGAAGGACCGUCUGGACGUGUCCAACUGUGUGGAUGUGUUGAUGUAUGCUGACAUGCUGGGGGACUGUGGUCUAGUCGAGGCCAGUAAGAGGUAUAUGGCAUCCAGGUCAGUAUGA
Branchiostoma floridae (Florida lancelet) is the source of this 564-nucleotide messenger RNA. Its product is annotated as kelch repeat and BTB domain-containing protein 8-like. Bases 94 to 564 code for a protein of 156 amino acids. NCBI's taxonomy places the organism in Eukaryota, Metazoa, Chordata, Leptocardii, Amphioxiformes, Branchiostomatidae. Gene Ontology annotation, molecular function: protein binding. The transcript is spliced from 3 exons. The record is from RefSeq and is a predicted model, not a curated record.